UGUAGACUGGGGGGGUAAUUCGGAUUUGUUCAGCCACUUGACUCCCUCGUUUUCCAAAGAAUCACAACCCCAUCUUCGGUCUUGCAGGAUCUUAUCUCUUUCUCCCUUUGUAGAGGACGAGGAGAUGGCGAUAAAGUGAGUUACUGCACAUUUGAUUUUUUUUUUUUGGGGGGGCCUUUAAAAGUUUCAACAGGCAGCAGCUCACAGCAGCCAUGUGGAAAGUACCAAGGAGAGUUUCACUCACUGGUAGAUUGUGUUGCUUCCCCAAGGAUCCACUGGAGGAUGUGGAGACUUGGAGUGAGUCCGUGGACAAAGUCCUCAGUUGUAAAGCCGGACAGAUAGCUUUUCGGGAGUUUCUGAAGUCCGAGUACAGCGAGGAGAACAUUCUGUUUUGGAUCGCCUGUGAGGAGUAUAAAAAAAUCAAGACGACGCCAGAGAUGAUCUCCUCUGCCAACCGGAUCUACUCCGAGUUUGUCCAAACAGAAGCGCCCCGACAGAUCAACAUAGAUUGUGGCACCAGAGAAAACAUAACGAAGAACAUCUCCCAGCCUUCUCUGACUUCGUUUGAUUCGGCCCAGAAGCUCAUCUACAGUCUGAUGGCAAGGGAUUGCUACCCGCGUUUCCUAAAAUCUCACAUGUAUCAGGGACUCCUGAGGAGAAAUGAUUCGAGGUGACUCUUUUAAAACCGACAGCCUCUCAGAUACAGGCUUGCAAAAUCGUUUCACCAACUCUGAUCUUCUGUCCCACUCCUCUAGUUCAACGUGGAUAACAUGUUUUUGCCAUAAAAUCCAGAUCCCAAGUCUAGCAGAAAUAGCUUCUCAACCUUUGUGUUUUAGUAGAGAGUUGCAACUCAAAAGAAUGUGUCGCUUGUAUUAUAUAUCAUCACUUUAAUAAUUUCACGGUGAAAAAAAAAUAAAAAUCUAUACUGUGCAUGUAAUUCUUCUAUGAUUAUCUAUUUUCUCUCCUCCACCCAAUGAGUUCAUAUUAAAAAGAGUCCCUCUAUGUAAAGUAUUAUAAACCCUUGAUUGAUUACGCAAAUAUGAACCCUAUAACGCUCUAAAAAACACAUUUUUACUUUACUUUCGCAUGCAAAUAAAUAUGUGAGUGUAUUAAA
Molecule: messenger RNA, 1114 nt
Organism: Gasterosteus aculeatus aculeatus (three-spined stickleback)
Lineage: Eukaryota; Metazoa; Chordata; Actinopteri; Perciformes; Gasterosteidae
Gene: rgs1
Product: regulator of G protein signaling 1
Source: RefSeq, a predicted model, not a curated record